AUGGCUCACUCACGCAACAGUGCAAGCCAGAAAUCCAAGACGGUAAAUACCCCGAAGACCACCAGCAAGAAGACUACCAGCAGGAAAACUACAAGCAGGAAAACUACAAGCAGGAAGACUACCAACAAGAAGCCAGCCAAUAAGAAGGCCGUUAACAAGGCUGCCAAGCGUCCUAAGGUCGACAUAAACAAGAUUUUCCCACCCUGGGGCUCUGAAGAAGCGCUGAAUCAGACGGCAGAGAAGCACGCUACUGAUAUCAUCAUGGCCGUGUACCACGACAUCAACGCCUACUGCCGUAUUGAGAAACUUGCGGCAGAGAAUAUUCAUAAUUUACAGGAGAUGUUCUCUAACCUGCGUGCGUCCACAGAAGUAUUUGUUGAGCGGGAGAUUGGCAACUACAUGAACUGCGUGGAAUCUUUCAAGGCGGAACGUGGUGAAUUCCAACCUGUCACACCUAACAGCAGAUUCUUAGAGUUUGUUACUGCACUCGGAUGGAAGAUGUUUGCUAUCUGUGCCCAUGCCGAAGCAUUUCGACGAGGUAUCAAAGAAGCUAACGAUAGAACCUGGGGACUCGUGGUUCAGAAGAUUCAAGAAAACUCCUUGAGUAUUCAACUUUAUGCACACAGCCGAUCCCUGAAGUGGCGUGACACGCUCUGGGUUUACCAGGCCUACACCAUGCCAGGUCUACCAGACAUGAAAACCGAAAUCGAGACUUACAUGCAGUGGAAAGUCGACCACCCUCACCACACCGUCAUCACACUCGACGGUAAACUGAAGGAGCCUUUAUAUGAUGGUGAAUUACAGCAACAUAUUAACGAGAGUAUCUAUGACCCCAAGGAGUGGCAUGGUAAUAAGCAGGAUCCGACGCUUCGCCAUAUGCCCAAUGGCAGUUCGACUGACAUUGGACGUGCUUGUGUUAUGUGCGGCAGUGCUGUUUCUUGUGACUGCCGCCUGACAUCUCGGGCAGGAGAACUGGUUGAGCUGAGAGAAUAUCCCGAGACAGGUACUGGUGUUCGAGUACUUACGAAAUUCAAACGCGGCGAUAUUCUCGAUAUAUUCGUGGGUGAACUUCUUCCUGGCUGCGUGGAAGAUGUGUAUCCUCUGACGCAAUGCGAUGACAAUCCCAAAGGUCGCAUGCUGUGUACGGUUGCCCCUCAUCAGUUUGGAAAUUGGACCCGUUUUAUCAACCACUCUUGCCGGCCCUCGACGGAGUUCACUACCCGAACCAUUGGAAACCGAGUGGUGUGCACUGUUGAGGCCAUUCGCGAUAUCAUGCCCUUUGAAGAACUUACUGUUGGCUACGGUGAUAAAUACUGGCGGCAUAGAGACUAUGAGUGCCUAUGCGGGCACUGCGACGGUUCUGGAACUGACUUAGAAUAA
Molecule: messenger RNA, 1380 nt
Organism: Penicillium griseofulvum
Lineage: Eukaryota; Fungi; Ascomycota; Eurotiomycetes; Eurotiales; Aspergillaceae
Product: SET domain protein
Exons: 1
Coding region: 1-1380 (459 amino acids)
Molecular function (GO): protein binding
Source: RefSeq, a predicted model, not a curated record